AUGCCCUUUGUUUCCUAUCUCUAUCCUGGACAUCAUAACAUGCUUGACAGAUUUGACAAAACAUUUGAACUGCCUUCAAGAAGUUUAAUACCGGAUCGAAUGUACGAUGAUCUAGAUGUUCUUCCGAAAUCAUCAAAAACCACUAAUUUGAAUUCCAACUCAACUUCCAAUUCCAAUUCCCUUGAUAACAACAAGAAUUCAGAGAAUAUCAGCAUGUACAAUGAUGGAUACUAUACGCAUGAAAUCAAGCCUGCCUUGCCACGUCAUCAUAAUAUUUCAAAACCGGAGAAUCUGAAAGUAAAUACAGAAAAAAUCGAAGUGCUCUCAAGUUCAGAUGAACCUAUCGGAAGGACAACAUUAACGAAAAGAAGUGAUUCUGGACUAGGAUCUAGUCUUUCUAGGUCACCGAGUGGUCCUCAUACUCAACGAAUUCGUCAAUCACUUCUACCGUAUUCAAAUGCCACGUCAGCGGGAAUCAGUUCAGCAUACUCGUGUUGUUCUUGGGAAUCUUCGGCGAAAUUGAGUGAUGAACAACCAUUUUUCGCUGAAAUCGAACUGGCGAGAUCGAUUGAUUCGCUGAAUUUGAUAGAGAUGACCAGACUGCGAAAAACAGCUUAUCUUCGAUUAUGUUCAACUUUGGAGAGGAACAUCGAAGGAAAAGUAAAUUUGACGGAUCCGGAUCAAGAUGAAUUACCAUCAAAACAUGUAUGGAGUGUACAUCGAUUAAUUAAAAGAAUGAAGAUUAAUGAUGGACAAAAGAAUCAAAAGGAUAAUGAAGAUGGUGCAGUUUUUGGAGUUGGUUUGGAUGUAAUAUUCCAAAAAACUGGAUAUUUCUUACCGAGACCGAUCCUGGAAGUUAUGAAAUUCCUACGAAAUAUUGCUCCUGAAACAGUUGGAAUUUUCCGAAAGAAUGGAGUAAAGUCAAGAAUCGCUGAGCUUCGUUCGAUUAUUGAAAGCUACAGUGGAAAUACGGAUGUGUUCGUCGGAGAGAAUAUUCUAGAUUCUACGCAAGUUCAUGAUGUGGCUGAUUUGCUGAAACAGUACCUUCGGGAUCUUCCCGAACCACUGAUGACAAUCAAAAUGUCUGAAGUGUUUGCUAACAUUUGUUCCGUAGUUCCAGAUGUUGAUAGAAUGACAUCCCUACAGUAUGCAAUUCUACUCCUUCCCGAUGAAAAUCGAGAAGCACUGAAAACUCUUCUACUAUUCUUGAAAGAAGUUUCCAGAAAUUCACAAGUUAACAAUAUGACUGCUCAAAAUUUGUCCGUUUGUUUCACUCCAUCAUUAUUCCAACUUGGAGCAUCACGACUUGAUAAGGUUACGCCAGGAAGUAGACGCCAUAAAACGGUCGGAGCAACUGGAUUGCCAUCAGAAAAAGAAAUGAAGGAAGCGAGAGCUUGUCAAUUGUGCUUGACAAUGCUCAUUGAAUAUGUGCAGACCAUUUUUAUGGUCCCAGAUGGCCUUGAUGAACAUACUGAUGCUGAAGACGAUAAUCCAAAUUUGACUGAUCUUGGUCUGAAAGGACCCCGUUCUUUCCUUGUCGAUCGUGUAAUUGAUAUGAUCAGAGAACACUCUGAUGGUUGGAAGAACUGGACAAUAGAAGGAUCAUUCCGUGGUGUUGAAGUAUCAUCUAGGCGUCCAUUCCACUCAUCGGGAUUGACUGAAAUUCGAGGUGCCUGCGCGAUUGCGGAGCGAAGUGUGAAGUGCUCGGAAGACCAGUUGUUGGGUGGAAUCGCGGCUACAAUAUUUGACCAACGCUUCCUAAUUGAACCAGUUAGUGGUGGUCAGUCACGGGUCAACUACAUCGCUCGGGUCGAUCUAAAAGGUCGCUCGCUUCAAUGGUACAAUAAAUCAUUCGGAUCUAUCAUGUGUCGUCACCUCGAUCGUCUUCGAGAAUCUUUCCUCCUUGGAGACAAGGGCGGUCCAGAAACUAAUGUUUAA
Molecule: messenger RNA, 1938 nt
Organism: Caenorhabditis briggsae
Lineage: Eukaryota; Metazoa; Nematoda; Chromadorea; Rhabditida; Rhabditidae
Gene: Cbr-gei-1
Product: Protein CBR-GEI-1
Exons: 8
Coding region: 1-1938 (645 amino acids)
Biological process (GO): regulation of Rho protein signal transduction; signal transduction; actin cytoskeleton organization
Molecular function (GO): GTPase activator activity; lipid binding
Source: RefSeq, a predicted model, not a curated record